Aplysia californica (California sea hare) is the source of this 1791-nucleotide messenger RNA. RefSeq lists its product as uncharacterized. The transcript is spliced from 4 exons. The record is from RefSeq and is a predicted model, not a curated record. NCBI's taxonomy places the organism in Eukaryota, Metazoa, Mollusca, Gastropoda, Aplysiida, Aplysiidae. The coding region runs from base 965 to 1345 and encodes 126 amino acids.
CCAAAGAGGUGCACUGACAUAUUAUCCGGAUUUUGCUAAAGCGACUCAUUGCCCAGCCCUAGUCAAAACAGUUGGGUGCAGAGUAUGACACAUUCUAGUCUGAAGGAAACCUGAGCAACACGCAGUUUGGAUUAAGAAAGGGGACAGAAUGCACACAGUAAAAGCCCCUGCCUCAUGAGCCCAGUGCGUAUUAUGCGAGGUGGAUGACCUGGGUUUGAAUCCCGACUGAGGCGUCACUGAUGUUAAAUCGUUUAUAUUGUUUUCAAGGUGGUACACCGGAUUGCUUGAUCCAAUGGGAAACAGAUGUUACCACAUGUAUUGCUCUUCUAUAAUUAUAAUGGAUUAAUUAUGAGCUAAACUUUGUUUCUACUUUGAAUUCAAAGGAACGUAAUAAUGUCUAGGAAAAUCAGUUAAAUGCUUGCUAAAGACCUAACUAGUUAAAGACCAUUCCUCAAACUUACUUAGGCCCACGUAUACCUCCGUCUAGAUGACCUCUAGGGCACCAAGGAUGAUUGGGCAACCACUUUUAUCCAUCCUUCUCUAUUUUCAGUAUUUCGAAGGGCUUCACCCAACUUUAAACUUGUUCGUUCCGUUAUGCUGUCUUCCUACCUCUUUCUCUGCCUGCCUUCCCCUUUCCCUCCUGGUACAGUGCCCUGUAGGAUCAUCUUUGCAAGUCCUGUUGAUCUUUGUAUGUGCCCAUACAUAACGUCGAAAUUUGCGUUUUUUCAAGGAAGUGAGAAGAUUUUCAUUGGGCCCAAUGGCAUGCCUGACUGAUUCUGUCCCCCAAACUCUAGGAAUAUAAAACCUAAAGAAUGGUAUAGCCUAAACGCCUCUUCACCGUAGUCCCCUGUCACUAGCCGAUAUGAGUAUCAGCCUACAGGCCACUCCCUCCCCCCCUCCCCAACAAACCUUGGUCAAAGGCAGGAUCUACUAACAGUUUAUUAUUUUUUACCCCACAGUCAAAAUGUCUGGGAGGAAAGUGUCUGCAGUGAAGUUCAAUCCUGAUUACUUCAGGCUGCCGCAGCCUCUGUGGAUGAUUUCCAUUCCGUUUGGACUUUGGCUCUUAGCGAUGGCGACCGUGGCUCCAAAUAAAGUCCCGUCAUACUUGGGCCCAUUUUCAACUUUGGUUGAAUACAUGGGCAAAACAUACCCCAAAGGCUGUUAUAAUGUAAGUGUCUUUCUUCUAGCUGUGCAUUCUUUUGAAGCUGCGUAUGCUGGAAAGCUGUGCCUCGACCGCGGCCUCAGCGCCGGAGCGACCGCCAAGUGGACAGCAUCCACCCUCCUAUUUGGAGUAUCCUCACUGGCCAGAUUGUGGCGGGCGAGACCGGCUGUGAAACUUGCAUAGUAAUAAUUUAUUAAUAUUACCACAGUUGCUUGUCUUAAUUAACAUCAUACUAACUGAUACAGAUGUACCAAUUAAUGGUUUAAUUAGUAUUUUUUAUAACUGUUAGGCCUACAGAUGUGUCAAUUACUGUUUUACUUGAUAUCAUAAUAACUACAGAUGUAUCAAUUAAUGUUUUAUUAUAAUAACUGAUACAGAUUACGAGGGCAGUUAGCAAACUAAGGUUGAAAUCGCAAUAUUAUUAUAUAUAUAUUAUACAAUCUUAGAAAUAUAUUAUGUAUCACUCCCUCUGGAUUGCAAAGUUAUACCAGAAUCUGACACGUUUGGCCAAUUUGAGUUACUAAGACCAUGAUGCCAGAAACAAAAUGUUCUAGAAAUCUAUCUGCUCUGUCAAAAUGGUAACAUUAUUCGGAGUCGUUAUCGAAAUAUUCAAAGAAUUGCAUUCGAAA